Molecule: messenger RNA, 990 nt
Organism: Spinacia oleracea (spinach)
Lineage: Eukaryota; Viridiplantae; Streptophyta; Magnoliopsida; Caryophyllales; Amaranthaceae
Exons: 2
Coding region: 1-990 (329 amino acids)
Source: RefSeq, a predicted model, not a curated record
AUGUUUACAGUUGUCAGCAAGUUGAAAAAAGUGAAGCUUGCUCUCAAGGAUUUGAACAAGAGUGGUUUUACUGAUGUGCAUGCUGCUGACUUGAGAGCUCACAAUGAGCGCAUAGCAGCUCAAGAAGCUAUGCAUAAAGAUCCCACUAAUCUGGAACUAGCUGAUGCUGAGUUGAGAGCUCUUCAUGAAUACAAAGAGAAGCAUAAGAUUUAUUUAGAGUUUUUGAGCCAAAAAGCUAAAGUAGCAUGGCUGAAAGAUGGGGAUGAAAACACUGCUUUGUUUCAUCAGAGUAUCAGAAGCAGAAAUUUGAAGAAUCAAAUUUACAGCAUCCAUGAUAUGGAUGGUGUAUGGAAGGAUAAUCCUACUGAGGUUGCUGAUGCCUUUCUAGAUUAUUACAAGCAGCUGUUGGGGAGUAAACAUGAGACUAGAACCCCAGUUUUGAAGGAGGUGGUGCAGUUAGGUCCUGUGUGUCAAGCUCAUCACAAAGCAAUUUUGAAUGCAAGUUACACUGCAGAUGAAGUUAGGGCUUCCCUUUUUCCUAUUCCAGGAGCCAAGGCACCUGGACCAGAUGUGGUUGAUGCUGUUCUUGAUAUGCUGCAGCAUGGUAAAAUUUUGAAAGAGUUGAACCAUACAGUGAUUACCUUAAUCCCAAAAACCAAAUGCCCCAAAGAUGUGACUGAAUUUAGACCAAUAUCUUGUUGUAACACACUUUACAAGUGUCUUACUAAGGUUCUGUGUGGAAGGCUUAGACAGGUUCUGCCAGAUCUUAUCUUAGAAAACCAAGGGGGCUUUGUGCAUGGUAGGUUUAUUGUUCAUAAUAUAAUGGUUGUUCAGGAUUUGGUGAGACAGUAUGGAAGGAAGGGUGUGAAGCCUAGUUGUCUCAUGAAAAUUGAUUUACAAAAAGCAUAUGAUACUGUGGAUUGGCAAUUUCUCCAGGAAAUGUUAGAGCAUCUAGAGUUUCCACAACAUUUUGUGAAUUUGGUAAUGUAG